Messenger RNA from Penicilliopsis zonata CBS 506.65, 1242 nucleotides. RefSeq lists its product as hypothetical. The transcript is spliced from 3 exons. Gene Ontology annotation, molecular function: transmembrane transporter activity. The coding region runs from base 1 to 1242 and encodes 413 amino acids. Lineage: Eukaryota; Fungi; Ascomycota; Eurotiomycetes; Eurotiales; Aspergillaceae. The record is from RefSeq and is a predicted model, not a curated record. Gene Ontology annotation, biological process: transmembrane transport. Gene Ontology annotation, cellular component: fungal-type vacuole membrane.
AUGGAUAUGACAGAAGCAAAUCUAGACGCAGACCAUCAUGACAAACAGCAGGGCUGGCCUGCCGUGGCCGCCGGGUCCGCGAUUUUCUUCAUGUACCUGGGUCUCACGUAUUCCUACGGGAUUGUACAGCUGCAUCUUACGCGGCAAGGCCUGGCACCUCCCUCAACGCUCUCCUUCAUCGGAUCCGUCGGGGCUGCUCUGGCGCCUCUAACGGGCAUGCUGGUUGCGCGAGUGAUGCGUCGGAUCGGAUACCGCCGUACCGCUUGUCUUGGGUCUCUAUUGUUGGGAUUGGGCGAGUUCACGGCCGGGUGGUCGACUUCUUCUGUGCCGGCAAUGUUCAUCACACAAGGGGUUUUAUUCGGGUUGGGAGCUUCGUUGUUAUUCCUACCCGCGGCUACUGUCCCUUCGCUGUGGUUCAAGCGCAAACGAGGCCUGGCGACAGGCAUCGUGUACGGCGGCGCAGGGGUUGGAUCGGCCGUGAUCUCGCUGUCGAUGGAGAAACUGAUCCAGACCAGCUCAAUCAGAACAGCGAUGAAGAUCUUGGGCGCGGCUGCGUGGGCUGUCUGUCUCCCGGCGUCGUAUUUCCUCACGGCGCCAACGCCAACAGGUAGUGAUGCUCUCACUGCUCCCACCACUUCUAUCUUUACCAUCAGAUUUCUAUUGAUGCUGGUCAUGGGAGCGAUAGCGACCUUCCCCCUAUUUGUCCCUCCCUUCCUGCUCCCGCUUUAUGUCACUUCCAUCGGCCUCUCCAGCCAGAUGGCUUCCUGGGUCCUUGCCGCCUGGAACCUGGCCUCGGCUCUUGGUCGGGUCGGGAUGGGACUGGGGGCAGAUACCCUCCUGGGACCCGUGAACAGCCUGUUUCUCGCGCUGGCGGUUACAGGCGUGAGCACAAUUGCCCUGUGGCCGUUUGCCUCCUCGCCGGGCCUGCUGGUCUGUUUUGCCAUCUUGAAUGGCAUCGGAUCGGGCGGCUUCUUCAGUCUCAUGCCUGUCGUCGUGGGCGCCGUGUUUGGAGACGGCCAACUGGCCAGUGUCAUGUCGCGGUUGACGACCUCAUGGACAUUCGGUUAUUUCUUGGGGAGUCCUAUCGCAGGGUAUCUGCUGGACGCCUAUGGUGGGACAGAAGCCGGGCUUGCUGCCUUUCGCCCGGCCUUCUCCUACUCGGGCUCCUUGACGCUUGCGGGGGCUGGGUUGGUUUUGGCGGUGCGCUUCAUGCUAGAGAAGCGCAUUUUCACCAGAGUAUAG